AUGACAGACAAAGUAGCUAUAGUUACUGGAGGAAAUAAAGGAAUAGGUUAUGCAAUUGUAGAUAAACUUUGUUCGAUUUUUGAUGGUAUUAUUUAUUUAACUGCACGUGAUGAAGAACUUGGUUUAAAAGCUGUUCAACAACUUCAAGAAUCAAAUUCUGAUGCGAAAAAUAAAGUGAAAUUUCAUCAAUUAGAUAUAACAAAUGUUGAAAGUAUUCGUCGACUUGCUGAUUAUAUUAAAAAAACACACAAUGGUUUAAAUAUUCUUAUAAAUAAUGCUGCUAUUGCAUUUAAAGCAAAUGAUGUUACUCCAUUUGGUGAUCAAGCUGAAAUAACAGCACAAACAAAUUUUUUCGGUACGAUUAAUGUUUGUAAUGCUCUAUUUCCGCUUCUACAAGAUCAUGCACGCGUAGUCAAUAUUUCUAGUCGAUAUAAAAUGCUUGAUUCAAUAAAAAAUGCUGAAAUACGUCAAAAUCUCAUUGCACCUGAUGCAACUAUUGAAAGUGUAUCUGAUAUUCUUAGUGAUUUUAUAAAAAAAGCAAAACAAAAUUCGCAUGAAGAUGAUGGUUAUCCAGCUUCUGCUUAUGGUAUGAGUAAAAUUGCUCUGACUGCUGCAACUAUAAUUCAACAACGAAUUUUUGAUGAUAAACCGCAUAGAGAUAUUGUUGUAAAUGCUUGUUGUCCUGGUUAUAUAAAUACUGAUAUGACAUCGAAUAAAGGUACUGGUACGCCAGAACAAGGUGCUGAUACUCCCGUUUAUUUGACUACACUUGAACCAAAUGUAAAAUCUCCACGUGGUGAAUUUGUUGCUGAAAGAAAAAUUGUUAAAUGGAAAUGUUAA
Messenger RNA from Adineta steineri, 840 nucleotides. The record is from the annotation of a GenBank genome assembly. NCBI's taxonomy places the organism in Eukaryota, Metazoa, Rotifera, Eurotatoria, Adinetida, Adinetidae.